AUGGCAUCCAAUCGUAGAAUCCUCUGGAAGAUGCGAUGUCGGGUAAGUGUAUCUUUCUCCUCCCGCGCAAAUCACACACAAUAUUACCUAACUAACAUUUGCUCCAGAAACUUUUACGGUAAUGGAAAGUGCGAUAUCGUCUCAAUCAGCUAUAACGUCAAAGAUUACUACCAGGAACUGCAUCCGGCAGUGAGACUCUACAAGAAUCUAACAAGGGACGACCUGCAAACGAUCUCCGUCAAUUGCCAGAGGCCGACGAACUCCAUCUUCGGAACGGUAUGGGAGACGAUUUCAGGAAAAGAGACCGAAAAAGACGCGCGGACAGACGCCGGGAAAGAGAUCAUGGUUUACCUCCCGGACCCCGCCAACAUCAGCAAUCGCGCUGCCGCCGGCUUGAUCAAACAGGACCUGAUCGAAGUCGCCGACAUUAAAAUCAGCGUCGAGGUCCACCCCAGCGGCCGAGAGGUGAAGGCCGAGGCAAAUGAGGGCAUCAAGGUUUUGUACGGGAGCCUGGCCGAUGCGAAGGAUCAGAAAGUGAAACGGACACCUCUCGGGACCAACCGAUUCCCAGACAAGGAGUCGCUGAAACCUCCCAGACCUGAGCAACAACCCUCAAAGAAAGAACCGGCCAGUCCAUCAGUUUACACUUUCACAGCAGAUCAAUGCUCGGGCGCCAUAAUCCUCCGCCUGACGCCGACCGACACGACCGACACAUUCAAAACUUACCGAAAAGCAACAGACGUCGACGACAAGGUCCAGACUCUUUUCGAUCUCGGCAACUUUGGACUAGAGACCCCGAAACUGAAGUUCUCCAAGGUUGAGAAGCUCUGGUGGGGAGAGGAGUUCACCAACGUGGAAUUCUACAAUCUGACAGGAUUUCACUUUCGUUUCCUCGAGACCAAGCAACAUGUUGCGCAUAUGCAGUUCUGGAUUGCAGUAAUCCCAGGCCCAAAAGUAGAUGCUAGGCUUCAUGAUCACACCGAUCAAGCUUUCUGGGAACUCCACACUUGCCUGUCUCAAGGAACACCACAGGAACAAGUCUCUGGUACUGAUAAGCAGGGCGGGAUGGUGGCUCCCAGGAAGGAAUACUACAGCAAGUCCUUUGACGACGUGAAGAAGCUUGAGGAGAAGUUGAACGAGGGGGCAUUCGAUUACUGCGCGCUGAUGCCCCUUGAGGAGCAUGGCAAGAUCUGGCAUACACUUGACGACGGACGAACAAUUUACCGCAAGAAUGGGACGGUGUCGUACCCGGCUCAUGCCUGGAGAGCUGGUGUAGGAAACGCGGGGGAGAAUGUAGAUGUCUGGAUGGCCCUCGAAUUUGAUGCUCGGGUCUGA
Messenger RNA from Podospora pseudocomata, 1335 nucleotides. RefSeq lists its product as uncharacterized. The coding region runs from base 1 to 1335 and encodes 444 amino acids. Lineage: Eukaryota; Fungi; Ascomycota; Sordariomycetes; Sordariales; Podosporaceae. The record is from RefSeq and is a predicted model, not a curated record. The transcript has 2 exons.